UGUCUCUCCAGUCUCCCCUUCCCGCCUUGGCGUGGUUUUAGGAAUUGGUCUUUUACUAAAAAAAAAAAGAAUUGACAUUUAUCCGUAUCAGUUCCGAAAUUGAAACAGAUACCACACCGAUAUAUUGUAUGUUGUUUGCCCUAAAAAAUACCGAUAUGUGAAACGCUUACCAUAAAGUAUUUAACGUUUAACCCCUCGCUCUGUGUUUAGCAUCUUCCUCGUUCAAUUUGAAAUUGUUCUCAAUGGGUUACAGCAAGUCGAAGCGAUUCAGAAACAACAACUCCCAUCGGGGUCAGUCCAGCCGUAGCCGAGAAAGUUCACGUGAAUACUAUAAUGAUGAAUCUCUCCCAACAGCUCAAGUUUUCUCAACAGAUGCAACAAAUGAAGAAGAACCUCCCGUUCCUAAAGUUCAGCUUGCUAUGUGGGAUUUCGGACAAUGUGAUGCGAAAAGAUGCACGGGGCGCAAGCUUUCACGAUUUGGGUUGCUGAAAGAAUUGCGUAUGAAUAAUGGCUUUGGGGGCAUUGUUUUGAGUCCUGCCGGGAAGCAAUGUGUCUCUAAGGAAGACCAACUCUUAAUGAAGAGAAAAGGGCUGGCUGUGGUGGAUUGCUCAUGGGCACGCUUGAGUGAUGUACCUUUUCAGAAGCUCCGCUGUGCUGCACCUCGUCUCUUACCAUGGUUGGUGGCAGCAAAUCCAGUAAAUUAUGGUCGUCCAUGUGAGCUGUCUUGCGUGGAGGCACUAUCAGCAGCUUUAAUAAUAUGUGGGGAAGAGGAAACAGCUAAUCUGCUGCUGGACAAAUUUAAGUGGGGUCAUGCAUUCUUAUCUCUGAACAGGCAACUGCUGAAGGCAUAUUCAGAAUGCGCAAACAGUGCUGACAUUAUUUCUGUCCAAAAUGCUUGGCUUUCUCAGAGCCCAAGAGUUCCACAACCUCCUUCAGAAGCAGAUGGUUCUGGAGCUGCGAAGGACGCCAGACAAAUCAGUGGAGAUGAUGAGUCUGAUUCCGACGAUGGACUUCCACCACUUGAAGAGAAUUUGAAUCACUUGCACUUGGAGCAAAGUGAGGAAGAAAGUGAGUGAAUGGAAUUGACUUGAGGUCCAAGGCAACCACCCACCAUUGUUUGAUGGGUUACACAAUGCGCCUAUAUAGUGCCAGAACAUUUUAACCCAAAGGAAAAAUAGUGCUAAAACAUGUUCAUCAGCUGGUACAGCACAGGAAGGGUGUCAACCAGUCGGUCAGUCAGGUAGGUUCAGUCAAGCCUAAGUGGUCCUAAAAAUUUAAAACCAUACACCGUUGUUGGGUGUUUAGUUAAUUAGAUCUCAUAGGUCAGGCAUGGACAUGUUUAUAUUUGGUUGGUUGGUUACAAGUCUAUAUAUAAUCGGAUUAAUUGUCUUGUAAACGAGUUAAUUGUACUAAUCAUGUUAUAAAAGUCGGUCUCAGUUGGGUGCCA
Macadamia integrifolia is the source of this 1447-nucleotide messenger RNA. Its product is annotated as 18S rRNA aminocarboxypropyltransferase-like. The record is from RefSeq and is a predicted model, not a curated record. Gene Ontology annotation, molecular function: rRNA small subunit aminocarboxypropyltransferase activity. Gene Ontology annotation, biological process: maturation of SSU-rRNA. The coding region runs from base 243 to 1076 and encodes 277 amino acids. Lineage: Eukaryota; Viridiplantae; Streptophyta; Magnoliopsida; Proteales; Proteaceae. The transcript has 10 exons.